Molecule: messenger RNA, 817 nt
Organism: Medioppia subpectinata
Lineage: Eukaryota; Metazoa; Arthropoda; Arachnida; Sarcoptiformes; Oppiidae
Source: the annotation of a GenBank genome assembly
AAUAGAUGAUUAUAAUAAUUGAAAUGUGCCAAUUGUGGUGAUAAAUAAUUCGUAUAUAAACAGCAUUAAUAAUGCUAUAAUUAAUUAAAAAUUGUUAUUAAAAUGAAAUACUCUUAUACCGUGUUUGCGCUUUGUCUAAUAAACGGACUUGCUUCAACCUAUGCCUGGGAUGCGUGGGUCGAAAGCUCGGGCGACGCGCCGGUAAACUACACAAUCGCCGAAUACAAAGCGUUCAUUGCGGGCAAUCUCACGGCUACAGGCGCUCUACUGGUGGCGGCUGAGGCCCAGUAUGUCAAACACCAUCUGCAACCGGUGGCCGACUUCUACGUAGCCAUCAGUAAAUUGGGCGACAAAGAGAUACCCGACGAUUAUGUUAGAAUCGACAAACUCACCAACCACACUUUACAACUGGACACCUAUCGUAAGCUUACGGAGGGUGUUUGGCAGUUGUAUGCGACUGGUGUGAAACAGGCUAAAGAGAGGGCGGGUCACGAGCUUAAUGUGACCGAUACCGAGGUCAUUUUGGCUAAAGACCUGCAAACAUUGGUCACUGAUCUGAGUAAUUACCUUAUUCAAGCGGCCAAAAACGAGCGUGCUAAAGGCAAAGUGUUUUGGCCUGAGUUUCACGAUAGGGUGCGUGAAUUUCUAAAUGCCCAGGUUACUGUAUUCUAUGCCAGUGUAAAGAAAUUGACCACUACUGAUAUACGAGCCGCUAAUUAUCAACAACUAUAUAAUGAUUUACACCUACUGUUAGGGCAAUAAAUCACAAUUCUUUUAAGAUAUUUAUGUCGAAUAAAGAAUUUCAAUAAAAUGUAAA